Molecule: messenger RNA, 1419 nt
Organism: Aspergillus bombycis
Lineage: Eukaryota; Fungi; Ascomycota; Eurotiomycetes; Eurotiales; Aspergillaceae
Product: amine oxidase
Exons: 1
Coding region: 1-1419 (472 amino acids)
Source: RefSeq, a predicted model, not a curated record
AUGAGGCUGUUAAUAACCACCAUAUCGCUAGUCCUCUCAGCUCUAUCGUGGCUAGACUGUGCGGUCUCUGUCCCUCGCGCCCCUCCCAAGCUCGACCUUUCGCAAUUCGAUGACGAGCGAAUCAUCACCCGUGAUGUCUGUAUCAUAGGCGGCGGUUCCGCUGGCACAUACGCAGCAAUCCGCCUCCGACAAAUGAACCAGAGCGUUGUGCUGGUAGAGAAAAAGAACCACUUAGGAGGGCACGUCGAUACCUACGGCAACCCGGAAACACAAACCGUCGUCGACUUUGGAGUACUAUACUAUGAGAACCUACCCUUGGUGCGAGACUACUUCGGCUACUUCGACAUUCCACUAGAGAAGGUUUUGAUUCUAGGGCAGAACACCACGCAGCGUCGGGUCGACCUUCGAACCGGGACCCCCGUCGGCCCAGCCGAGGGCAACAUGCUUCAGGCAUUGGCAGCAUACUCGGCCCAACUGCUCAAGUACCCUUAUCUCAGCACGGGCUUCAACCUUCCCACCCCUGUCCCCCCGGAUCUGCUGCUCCCGUUCGGCGACUUUGUGAAGAAGUAUCACCUCGAGGGCGCGGUCGAUAUUAUUGCGAUGUUCAAUCAAGGCGCUGGCGAUAUCCUGCAGCAGACAACCCUCUACAUGUUGAAAUACUUCGGCCUUAGUGUGGUCCAAGGCGCAUUGGGGGGUUUUCUUGUGCCAACCAGUGGCAACAAUAGCCAGCUGUAUGGUGCUGCGCGGGAGGAGCUGGGCGAGGACGUGUUACUGAAUAGCACCGUCACGUAUACACACCGCAAUGACGAGAGGGAGUGGGCAUACGCGGUGGUGAAAACGCCAUCCGGGGAUAAAGUGAUUCGUGCACGGAAACUCAUCAUAGCCAUUCCACCGAGGCUAGAUAUACUGAAGAGAAUGAACAUGGACCUGGACGAUUCAGAGCGAGCGUUGUUCGGGCAGUUCAGUAACACAUGCUACUACACUGCUCUCGCCAGAAUCCCGGGUCUUCCAGAAGGCAUGCAGAUUGUGAACCGUGCAACAGAUACACUCUACCACCUGCCGCCUCAGCCGGCGGUCUAUGUGAUAAAUACCACCAAAGAACCGAGGCUGCUUACUAUUCUCUACGGAAGCAAAGACCACAUGACGGAAGCAGAGGUUAAGGGUAAUAUGACUCGCAGCGUCAUACAAUUAAGGAAGACGGGAAUCCCUGUUGAGCCACCGGAGUUUAUUCAAUACUCUGAUCAUAGCCCAUUCCUAUUGACUGUCCCGCCAGAUGCAAUCCGGAAUGGCUUCUACGGACAUCUGAAUAACCUGCAGGGCCAUCGCAAGACGUACUAUAUGUCUGCCACGUUUAACUCGCAUGAUUCGGCCCAGAUCUGGUCAUUCAUUGAUGGUUUACUAAAGACAAGCUUUCCAUGA